AUGCUCACUCGGAGCUCACACUUCGCGGUGGCGGCUCUGCUCGUCGGCGCGUCGCAUGCUCAACUCGACCAACUCUCCCAAGCCGCGAUCAAGGACCCGGCGAAGGAGUGCACGGCAUGUGAGUGACCUAGGAAGAUUUAUAAUUUUCAAAUCUUCUUUCUCUCAAUGUUAGAAGAGCGUGAGCGGCUUCCUAUCGUGGUCCAGACCCGGGCUCAUGCGCCGCCGCCUCAGCCGAGUACGGCCCACGGCUUCGGAGUUCAACGUUCAACCUCGACCGGACUCCUUGGAGAUCCGCCAUCAUGGAGGAUGUAGCUACGACGCUCCGAAUAGUAGUACUGUCAUGAACGCAAACUGAACAGCGAAUGUUUCCUUUCCUCCCGCCCGCCCCGACUUAUGCGCCCCUUUCAAGACACCUAUGCGCCCCUGGCCGCGUUCCAAAGCUCUUACCCAACCAUAUGGAAGAUCGCCGAUCUACAACAUGCGUCAGUUCCUCGGGACCGAACAAUGACCACAGAAACCGCAUCAACUAACACGUAUAUCUCACUUAUCGUAGGGGUGUGACGGAUUCGGCCAAAAACUUAUUCGCGACCGUUUCGGCGGGCUUACCCUCGAUCGCGCCUCGAGGCACCACCGACGGCGAUUGGAGCAACGUCAAGUAUUCGACGACGGACGAUCCUGAUUGUUGGGUGAGUCCGGGUUUGAUCAUUCUUUUGAGAUGUGGUGGAAUUUUGUGUUGAGCGAUCACGAUGAUCAAUCGCGGUGGUCUCGGAGCUGUGGGGUUCGGAUUAAAGGAGUCGGUUCUCCGAACGCCAUCGGGCGAACGACACCUCUCCUUUAGAACCCUAUGAGAUCGACAACGACGUUCUCACUGGACUGUUCAAGCUUCAAGACAUUGCAGUUCAAGGAGCUGAAGCUUGCUUUGGUUUCUCGUCCGGUUUCCUGGAUUAGUGGACGAGUACGCUAUGUACGACACCCAAACUGUUGAGCCUCCCACCCGACGUCACGCAUUGCGAGCAGCCUGCUGCGUUAGGCUAUACGCUCGAUGAUGGUGAGUCAAAGGGAAGCAGAGCUUGACAGAGGUCUUGGUUGGGAUGCUUACUUUGAUUUUUAACAUAUCUCGCAGGACCUAAUUGUAGUCAUAACGCUGUCAGUAUGACUCGACGGAGCGAAGCUCCAGCUGCAUCCUCGCGCGGGCGUCGUACGACCCGAGACUGAGACCCAUCCGAGUUGUGGUCCGUCGUCGUCCUACAGUACUACGACUACCUGAAUGAUCAGAAGCAAAAGGCAACCUUGUUCUAUGUCGGCUCGAACGUUAUGAAUUGGCCACUGCAAGCACAACGAGGCUUGGCCGAUGGUCAUGAGUAAGUCCCCCAAUCGGCUGCUCUAUCUCCCUUCCCCCCCUCAGAUCGGAACCCGAUCAAGAUCGCAUCCCUGACGACUUCCUUUCCGUGUCCUAAAGGAUCUGUGCCCAUUCGUGGAGUCAUCGUUACAUGACCUCCUUAUCGAACGAACAGGCCUUCGCCGAGAUUUACUAUUCGAAGAAGAUCAUCAAGGACGUAUUGGGGAUCACCGUGCAGUGUUUCCGACCUCCUUUCGGUGACACCGAUGAUCGAAUUCGUUCGAUCACGCACGCGUUAGGGAUGCGAACGAUCUUGUACGUCGAAUACUAUAAAGAGUGUUCUUUUGUGAUUUGAUCAGUAUUGAUGGAGGAGUGCGUUUUGAACGUUCAGGUGGAGUUAUGAUACGGUGGAUUGGCAAGUCGAUCAAUCGGGUAAUGCCGAGGUCGAUCACAACUAUCAAACCUUGAUCUCAAAGGCGACCGAUCAACAAGGGCAGAUCAACCUCGCCCAUGAGCUGUGAGUGCGGAGCGUUAUCGAUCGUUUUUGAGAGUUCGCACAAAGUUUUAAAAACGUGCUGAUUCGAUUUCUCUGUGUUCUCGCUGUUCAAAGCAAUACGGCAACAAUGAACCUCUCCCAGACUUGGUUGCCGGCUUUGCAAAAGGCUUACACAGGCGGAGUGAUGCCUGUAAGUCCCUAUGGCCUCACCAAAAGCCCUUUGAAACUAAACUGAACGAAUACCCAUGACGCCGUAUAGAUCACCGUCUGCCAAGGUAACGCACAACCUUACCUCGAAACCUCGGCGACGUUCCCUUCGUACGACCAGUGGCAGAAAGGGGUGAGGGAAGCGACGAUCCCUGCCGCUUCGCCCGCGACUUCGGCCGACGAUGGGAUCUCUUGGGCAUUCUCGAAUGGUGGUGGAUCGGGAUCGGGAGGGAAUGGGAUUGGGAGUGCGAGUGCGAAUGGGGGUGGGGUUGGGGGUGGGAUCGGGGGAGGGAACGGUAGUGCGCUGACGGGGACGGAGACGCCGGUGCAGGGAGCGAGCCAUGACGAUACUUCCGAUGGCUCUUCGGGUUCGUCAAAUGGGGAUGAUUUCUCUGAAAUAAAUGGGGACGGUGGCGAUAGGGAUGGUGGCGAUGGGAACGACGCUUUUGACGGUAAUGAUGACGGCGAUGACGAUGAUGGUGAUACUUCAGUUUCGAGCAACACCACGAUGAUGACAGGUCAAGGCGAUUCGGGAUCGUCAACGACGGGUACGAUGACGGGUACAAUGACGAACGGGACUUCGUCGCCCAAUUCAGGGAUCAGCAAAUUCGGAGGCAGCUCGAGCACGGUCAACAACUCGACCUUGACGUCCGCAGCAAAGUUGGUUGCAGCCGCGACGAGGGACAUAGGAGAGGGUGCAUUGGUUAUGAGAUGUGUGCUCGCCGUUAUGGUGGCCUUGGCUACCGUGAUCGCGUUUUACCUCUAG
Messenger RNA from Microbotryum saponariae, 2808 nucleotides. The record is from the annotation of a GenBank genome assembly. NCBI's taxonomy places the organism in Eukaryota, Fungi, Basidiomycota, Microbotryomycetes, Microbotryales, Microbotryaceae.